Molecule: messenger RNA, 1205 nt
Organism: Drosophila ficusphila
Lineage: Eukaryota; Metazoa; Arthropoda; Insecta; Diptera; Drosophilidae
Product: trans-1,2-dihydrobenzene-1,2-diol dehydrogenase
Exons: 5
Coding region: 139-1146 (335 amino acids)
Molecular function (GO): nucleotide binding
Source: RefSeq, a predicted model, not a curated record
UAUGUAGGGUGUGCAGGAAAAUGUUAAUAGAAAAAAGUUAUAAAUAGAACUGUCGCGCAUAAAAAACAACACAGUGGAAAGUUUUAUCCAAUCGUUUAGUUCUGCCUGAAACCCAAACCCGUCCCACAAGCCAGCAACAUGUCGAAACUCAUCCGUUGGGGAAUCGCUUCUGCCGGAAAGAUCAGCGAGGACUUUGUCAUCGCCCUGAGCACCCUGCCCUCCAGCGACCACAAGGUCCAGGCUGUAGCUGCCCGAUCUCUGGAUCGUGCCCAGGAGUUCGCCACCAAGCACGGAGUCCCCAAGGCCCUCGGAAGCUACGAGGAACUGGCCAAGAGCACCGAUGUCGAUGUGGUCUACAUUGGCACAUUGAACCCUCAGCACUACGAGGUGGCUGUGCUGAUGCUGAACAAUGGCAAGCAUGUGCUCUGCGAGAAGCCUCUGGCCAUGAACAAGAAGCAGGUGGAGGGCAUCCUGGCUGCUGCCAAGGCCAACAAGCGCUUCUUCAUGGAGGCCGUGUGGUCCCGGUUCUUCCCCUCCUACCAGCGAGUCAAGGAGCUCAUCACCAGCGGACAGCUUGGACAGGUCAAGGAUGUUGAGGUCAACUUUGGCUUCCCCUUGGAGCAUGUGGAUCGCCUGCAGAAACGCGAGUUGGGCGGUGGCGUGGUCUAUGAUCUGGGCAUCUACACCAUCCAGGUUUCGCAGUGGGCCUUCCAGGAGAAGCCCGAGAAGAUCGAGUCCAAGGGAUCCUUGAAUGCCGAGGGCGUCGACGACGAUGUGAGCGCCACUUUGACCUACAGUGGCGGACGCACUGCCCGCAUGCGCGUCUCCGCCAAGGAGAAGCUGUCCAACACCGCCGUGAUCAAGGGCACCAAAGGAGAAGUCACCCUGAUUGACUUCUGGACGCCCAACAAGCUGAUCGACAUCGAUGGUCAGGUGAAGGAGUGGGUGCCGCCCAAGGGCAAGCACCAGACAAACUACCAAAACUCCGAGGCCAUGAGGUACGAGGCGGAGGCAGUGCGUCAGUCCAUCCUGGCUGGCGAAGUUGAAAACAAGGGCGUCACCUACGCCGACAGUUUGCUCUUCGCCGAGAUCGAGGACACCAUCCGCAAGCAGAUCGGUGUGCUCAACAAGUUCGACGAGGAGUAAAAUAGAUUUUAUAGCUAAACAUAACAUAAAGUAAUAAACAAGGUUUUUAAAAAACGAUA